CGUCAGCGGAAAUGGAAGUAGUGGCACUUCCACUUCCACAUUUCACAAUUCAUGCACUUUUCUUUUUACAAACACUACACUACAGAGUAGACACUACUACACGGACAUACACACAUGCCAACCGCAUUAACUUCCAAAAACCACUGUUAAGCGCAUCUCAAUCCUCAGAUAGACAGAUACCCUCUCUCUCAAAAGGGUCGUGUCCAAAUUUACAUUUCUUUUGAUACAAACAUAGUUUAGACAAAGAUAGAACUAAGUUAAUUGUAAUUAGUACAUAGAAAAAACAGAGAGGGAGAGAGAGAAAAACAUAUAUCAGUUUGUUUGGUUUAAAAUUUGUAGUGUUUUGGGUGUCUUUUAUCUAUGGCUUCUUGGGUUCUUUCUCCGGGCGCUUCGGUCACUGGGACCAGAAGUGACAAGGCCGGGUUCUUGUUCUGGGGUAGGCGUUCGGUGUCUCAGGUGAAGAGUCAGAGGUUCUGGGUUCGCUCCUCUUUGGACUCUUUGGAAACCAAAGUUUCUGACAUGCGUACUAAUGCUCCAAAAGGGUUGUUUCCACCAGAACCUGAACAUUAUCGGGGACCUAAGCUGAAAGUUGCUAUUAUUGGAGCUGGGCUAGCAGGCAUGUCAACGGCGGUUGAACUUUUGGAUCAGGGCCAUGAGGUGGAUAUAUACGAGUCAAGGACUUUUAUUGGUGGAAAAGUGGGUUCUUUUGUUGACCGACGUGGGAACCACAUUGAAAUGGGACUACAUGUUUUCUUUGGUUGCUAUAAUAAUCUUUUCCGUUUGAUGAAAAAGGUGGGUGCAGAUAAAAAUCUACUUGUGAAGGACCAUACUCACACUUUUGUAAACAAAGAUGGUCAAAUUGGUGAACUUGAUUUUCGAUUUCUAGUUGGAGCUCCAUUACAUGGAAUUCGUGCAUUUUUAACUACAAAUCAGCUUAAGACUUAUGAUAAAGCAAGAAAUGCUGUGGCUCUUGCUCUAAGUCCAGUUGUGAGGGCUCUUGUUGAUCCAGAUGGUGCAAUGAGGGAUAUACGGAAUUUGGAUAGUAUUAGCUUCUCUGAUUGGUUCUUGUCCAAAGGUGGCACACGCAUGAGUAUUCAGAGAAUGUGGGAUCCUGUUGCCUAUGCCCUUGGGUUUAUUGAUUGUGAUAAUAUGAGUGCUCGUUGCAUGCUCACUAUAUUCUCAUUGUUUGCCACUAAGACGGAGGCUUCACUUCUACGCAUGCUCAAGGGUUCUCCGGAUGUUUACUUGAGUGGUCCCAUCAGAAAAUAUAUCACAGACAAAGGGGGAAGGUUCCAUCUUAGGUGGGGUUGUAGAGAGAUACUCUAUGAUAAAUCAGCUGAUGGAGACACGUAUGUCACAGGACUUGCUAUGUCUAAGGCUACUAGUAAGAAAACUGUGAAAGCUGAUGCUUAUGUUGCAGCAUGUGAUGUCCCUGGAAUCAAAAGAUUACUUCCAACUCAGUGGAGGGAAUUGGACUUUUUCAAUAAUAUUUAUGAGCUAGUUGGAGUUCCUGUUGUCACAGUACAACUAAGAUACAACGGUUGGGUCACAGAGUUACAGGAUCUAGAACGGUCAAGGCAAUUGAGGCAAGCUGCGGGGUUAGAUAACCUUCUUUAUAGUCCAGAUGCAGAUUUCUCUUGCUUUGCCGACUUAGCACUAACAUCUCCCGAAGACUACUACAUUGAGGGACAAGGUUCAUUGCUCCAGUGUGUUCUGACACCAGGGGAUCCUUACAUGCCCUUGCCAAAUGAGGAAAUCAUAGCAAGAGUGGCAAAACAGGUUUUGGCUUUAUUCCCAUCAUCUCAAGGUUUAGAAGUAACUUGGUCAUCUGUUGUCAAAAUUGGGCAAUCUCUAUACCGGGAGGCACCUGGUAAAGAUCCAUUUAGACCUGAUCAAAAGACACCAGUAAAAAAUUUCUUCCUUGCUGGCUCUUAUACAAAACAGGAUUACAUAGACAGCAUGGAGGGGGCAACUUUGUCUGGCAGGCAAGCUUCUGCAUUUAUAUGUGAUGCUGGGGAAGAGUUGGUGGCAUUGCGGAAGAAACUUGCAGCCAUUGAAUCUCAAGAAAACACGAAGGCUGCCAAUGUUACUGAUGAGCUAAGUCUAGUCUAAUACAUUGUCAUUUAUUAUUCGGGCACUAAGAAACCACCUCAAAUUGUUGAGGGCAGGUGGUGGCUCCACAGGAGUAAGUUUGUUCAAUUUGUAUGUAACACAACGAAAUUGUAUAAAGAAUGAAAUAAUAAUUGCAAGAGAAUCAUGAAAUCAAUCUCAUCCAUCUGUGUUUA
Quercus robur (English oak) is the source of this 2285-nucleotide messenger RNA. Its product is annotated as zeta-carotene desaturase, chloroplastic/chromoplastic. NCBI's taxonomy places the organism in Eukaryota, Viridiplantae, Streptophyta, Magnoliopsida, Fagales, Fagaceae. Gene Ontology annotation, molecular function: 9,9'-di-cis-zeta-carotene desaturase activity. The record is from RefSeq and is a predicted model, not a curated record. The coding region runs from base 361 to 2112 and encodes 583 amino acids. Gene Ontology annotation, biological process: carotenoid biosynthetic process. The transcript has 14 exons.